This is a messenger RNA of Durotheca rogersii, 3613 nucleotides long. Its product is annotated as amidohydrolase. Lineage: Eukaryota; Fungi; Ascomycota; Sordariomycetes; Xylariales; Xylariaceae. The record is from RefSeq and is a predicted model, not a curated record. Gene Ontology annotation, biological process: N-acetylglucosamine catabolic process. Bases 512 to 3424 code for a protein of 970 amino acids. The transcript has a single exon. Gene Ontology annotation, molecular function: N-acetylglucosamine-6-phosphate deacetylase activity.
AGGAUAUUAGACUUGGCGUGGCUAUGGGGGGGGGGGAGGGUCAAAAGACUGCUGUCAGGCACUGCAUACGAGCGGGGAUUUACUCGGUGGUGGGUUCAUACUACCUAGGUAGUCUUGAUCAGCAGAUCUGCCCGUCGCCCUGUGGGUAUUACUCAACAGUUCUGCAUCGUUUACUUUGAGCUCAUCUCCAGGGGGGACGGCCCUAAGUGGUGCAGGUUGACACCGCAUAUGCAGGGAGGGCGCGGGAGGAGAAAGAAGCGUGAAACAUCGUGGUCUAGGUCUACCAACUCCCUUCACCCCAUCUGUGUUGGCGUUAUCUUUGCGGGGGUUGGCGCAAGAUCGCGAGACCCUGGUAUUCGUGCCCAGACCUCCCUUGAUUGGUCCAGCCGACCAGUUCUCCGGGGUUUAAGUACUUUGCCGUAGGAAUCCAGGGGGUUUGGACGAGCUUCAACUCCUUCUCUUCUUUCCCUUCCUCUUGUCGUCCAUCAACGUCCUAAUCACCCUAGGAGAGAUGGAGUAUGAGAAAGGCGAGCUUCCUCCUUACAGCGCCGUGGCUACGGCCGGUCCGGACUGGCGCAGGCGCUGGUCUGUACGGCGUUCUCGCGGCGCCAAGUUCUUUGUCCUGGCCUGCCUCCUCUUCAUUGUUUACGCGCAGUGGAGACAGAUUGAAUCGCAUCCGAAACGGAGCCCAAUAAUACCCAAGCUAUCUAUCGAAAGAUUGACCGAAGGCCUGCGGACGUGCUACCAACUGCGGUCUAAGCCACAAGACCCUAUCGGCUGGGGUCGCGAGCGGAAUGCCCGCUACGUCGAUGGCCACAAGCCUACUCUCAUCAAGAACGCUGCUGUCUGGGUGGGCGAGCCCGCCGAAGGGACCAGCGCCGAGGAUGCACGUGCUGGCAAAGGCUACUCGUGGAUUCAUGCCGACGUUUUUCUAGAAUACGGCCUGAUCAAAGAAGUCCGAAAGGGCAUAGAUGCUGCCUCGCUUCCUUCCGAUACUAUCGUAUGGGACGCCAAGGGCCGGCAGCUUACCACUGGUAUCAUCGACAUGCACACUCAUGCCGGCGUCGACAGCUUGCCGGAACUCAAUGGGAAUGACGACACGAAUGAACUAGGGUCGAACAUCACCCCAUUUGUGCGAUCAAUUGAUGGCAUAAACAUCUUCGAUCAUCAGAUUCAAGUCAUCAAAUCUGGAGGCGUGACAACAAGCUUGGUGCUUCCCGGCUCCGGCAAUAACAUCGGGGGCGAGGCCUUUGUCAUCAAGCAUGCCGUCGGGAAGGCCGACGGCCGCAACGAAACCUCGAUUGCUGAUCUCCUGGCGGAUCCCGAUCGCACCUGGCGAUACAUCAAGAUGGCCUGCGGCGAGAACCCGAAGCGCGUCUACGGCAGGGCGGGCGAGCAAAGCCCCUUCAGUCGGCUCGGCGAGUCUUGGGAAUUCAGGCGCGCCUUUGAGCAGGCCGCUAAGCUGGUGCGCGCCCAGGACGACUGGUGCAGCGUGGCCGAGUCAGCCGGCGUCGAGGCGUUAGAUAGCUAUCUACCGCUGGACCUGGAGUGGGAGACGCUGGGUGCCGUUCUUCGCGGACAGGUUCAUGUGAACACUCACUGCUACACCGCGACCGAUCUGGAGGCAUUUGUGGAUCACACCAACGAGUUCAAGUUCGCAGUUCGGGCCUUUCAUCACGCGCACCAGACGUACCUCGUGCCCGAGGUCCUCAAGCGCGCCUGGGGCGACUCCCCGCCCGCUUCGGCCUUAUUCGCGGACAACAUGUGGUUCAAGGCCGAGGCCUAUAUAGGGUCCGAGUACGCCGGGAAGAUCCUUUACGAGAACGGCUUGACCCCUAUCUACGUCAGCGAUAACCCGGUACUGAACGCCCAGCACGUCGUCUUCGAGGCCGGAAAGGCAUUCGGGUAUGGCCUCCCGUACCAUGCAGCUCUCGCCUCGGUUACCACCGCGCCGGCUGAGCGCCUAGGUUUCGGGGAGCGUCUCGGCAAGGUCAAACCCGGGUUCGACGCCGACAUCGUCGUCUGGGAUAGUGACCCCUUGAGUGUCGGUGCUACGCCGGCCCAAGUCUGGAUCGAUGGGACCGCGCAGUUUGACAACCCGAUCGAGCUGGAUAAACCCAUCACCCCUGCUCCCAGCCCUAUCCCGGAGGCCCCCGAGGCUGCCGCAGAAGCCAUUACCGUAAGUGAAGUGAUAUUUACGGGAGUCUCGAAGUCCUUCUUGUCCUCCGAAGUCCGGCAGAGUGACGACAGCCAAGGCCUGACCGUCGUUAUCUCUGGCGGCAAGAUUACUUGUGUCGGAACCUGCGCGACCGAACUCGAGAGCGCAUCCAAGUCUGGCACCAGGGUUGUUGAGCUGCGCAACGGUUACCUGACGAGGCCAUUCACCGUAUUCGGCUCGCUGCUAGGCCUCAACGCGAUCGACGCGGAGUCGGACACCGACAACGGCGGCGGCCCCGAGAUAUUCAGCCGGGGCAUCGACGGGCUGGCCCUCGAUACUAAGAAGCUGCACUACGCGCUGCAGUACGGGGUGACGCGGGCCAUCUCGGCGCCUAAGUACAGCGAAGCGGGGACCCACCAAGGCACGAGCGUCGGGUUCCGCACGGGGGCGCGCCACGCCCUCGAGGCGGGCGGCGUGUUCGCCGACGACGUCGCCGUGCACUACACCCUCAACCUGAAAGCCAAGAGCGGCAGCACCUCCAUCUCGAACGCCGUCGGCUCGCUGCGGCGCAAACUCCUCGAGGUGGUCGGCGCCGCGGAGAGCGCCGCGGCCGACCCGUUCACCGAGGCCGCGUUCCUGCGCCGGGUCGUCGCGGGCGAGCUGGCGCUGGCGGUGACGGUGCACAGCGCGGACACGAUCGCGGCGCUGCUGCAGGUGAAGAAAGUCGUGGACGCGGCCAUCGCCGCGUCGCCCGCUUUCGGCGACAACGCCAGCGCCAGCGCCCGCGGCAUCUCGCUAGUCAUCAUCGGCGGCGCGGAGUCGCCGCUGCUGGCGGCGGAGCUGGCGGCGGCGGGGGUGGGCGUGGUGCUGAGCCCGCUGCUGUCGUACGGGACGUCGUGGGACCAGCAGCGGGCGCUGACAGGGGCGCCGCUGACGAACGGCACGGCGGUGGACCGGCUGGUGGCGGCCGGGGUGGGGGUGGCGAUCGGCGCCGAGGAGGACUGGGUGGUGCGCGACAUCGGGCUGCUCGCGGGCAUCGCGCACCGGAACAGCGGCGGGGCCAUCAGCGAGGCGGACGCACUCGACCUCGUCUCUGCCAACGUGUACGCGAUCCUGGGGCUCAAGGAGCCGGACGCGGCGGGAUCAGGCGAAGGAUCCCUCGCGCCGCGUGAGUUCGUCGUCUUCGAGGGCAGCCCGCUCGAGGUCGGGGCUCGGGUCCGGGCUGUGGGCUCGGGCGUGGGCGAGGAGGCUACGCUGUUUGUGUGAUGGGUCGAGGGUAGGCGCGUAUGUAUACUAGCAUUUGCGGGUAAUUUGUGUAAUUCCAUGGCACUAGGUACCUACCUCUAUGUCCGGUAUCAACUUGCCCCUCUUGAGGUUUGGUAUAAUAAUUAGCCCUCUUUAUAGGGAUAUAUCUCUAUGUACGGUCUGAGGACGAAGUUAUCCAACAGGUUCAGC